AUGGCUACCAACGAGGAUGGCGCUGGCUCAGAUACCUCUCAGCGUGCUCCGAACUACUACUUGCUCAAGGCGGAACCGGACUCAAGGAUAGUGAAAGGCCAGGAUGUCAAGUUCAGUGUAGAUGAUUUCGAAGAGGUCAAAACUUCUCCUUGGGAAGGUGUCCGAAACUUCGAAGCUCGCAAUAUCAUGAAGGAAAUGAAAGUAGGCGACAAGGCGUUGUUCUACCAUUCUAAUUGCAAGAAUCCAGGAAUUGCUGCGUUCGCGGAAGUGUCACGAGAGGCGUAUCCGGACUUCACCGCAUGGGACGAGUCCCACCCCUAUUUUGACCCUAAAACGGAUAAAGAAAACCCCAAAUGGUUCAUGGUGGACCUCACCUUCGUUUGCCGGCCCAAGAACUUCGUCCCACUUGCCCUUCUUCGAUAUAUCGCGACCUUAACAUUACAGAACAUUCCCUCAGAACUCUCGUACCUCGGAAAGGAUGGCAUCAAAGCGCUUCAAGGAAUGGACCUCGUAACGCGUGGAAGGCUAAGUGUGCAACGAGUGCGACAGCCGGAAUGGGAAGCUAUACAGAAGCUUGCGGAACAUGGUGGUUGGGACGACCUCGACCUGAAGAAGAAGCAGACAGGGAGUGCGACGGCAGCCCGUUCACGAAACGCCAAGGGGAAGCAGGCCGCUCGCGAUGAGAAAGAUAAAGAUAAAGACAGUGAAGAAGAUGCGAAAUCGGACAAGGCGUCGAAGAAGGCUGGCAAAGGCAAAGCCGGGAAAGCCAAGGGCACGAAGAGACCCGCCACAAACGAAGACAGCGAUAGCUCUUUGACUGAUCUCGACGGUGAAACAGCUUCACCUGCAGGCGGCGCUCGCAGCAAGGCGGUCCCAGAAACGGAGAGUAGAGAAGGAGAAGGGUUGAGACGGAGCAAGAGGCGUAAAACAUAAUCAUCCGACGCUGACAUCGCUUUACCUUCGCAGGUUCACCCGCUUGUAUCA
Coprinopsis cinerea okayama7#130 is the source of this 984-nucleotide messenger RNA. RefSeq lists its product as hypothetical. Lineage: Eukaryota; Fungi; Basidiomycota; Agaricomycetes; Agaricales; Psathyrellaceae. Gene Ontology annotation, cellular component: nucleus. Bases 1 to 933 code for a protein of 310 amino acids. The transcript has 9 exons. The record is from RefSeq and is a predicted model, not a curated record.